This is a messenger RNA of Octodon degus (degu), 4538 nucleotides long. It is a transcript of the gene Hrh2, whose product is annotated as histamine receptor H2. The coding region runs from base 510 to 1778 and encodes 422 amino acids. Gene Ontology annotation, cellular component: dendrite; membrane. The transcript is spliced from 3 exons. Gene Ontology annotation, molecular function: G protein-coupled serotonin receptor activity; neurotransmitter receptor activity; histamine receptor activity. NCBI's taxonomy places the organism in Eukaryota, Metazoa, Chordata, Mammalia, Rodentia, Octodontidae. Gene Ontology annotation, biological process: chemical synaptic transmission; gastric acid secretion; G protein-coupled receptor signaling pathway, coupled to cyclic nucleotide second messenger. The record is from RefSeq and is a predicted model, not a curated record.
CCGGGCGCAGCCGGCGCGGGCGCGGGGCCGCUGCCCUCGCGCACAGCAGCACCAGCUCCUGACUUCCAGGGACCCCAGCGCAGAAGACCGGAUCUUGUAGAUGAAAGCAGUGGCCAACUAUGGAAGACAAGGCUGUGUGUGUGCAUGAUCUCUCCCACCCAAAAACAAAGUCACCUCCAAAUACAUGCCCCAGGGCCUCAAUCUCUAUGCAAAACCUCAAGAGCAGAGAUCUGCCUCAGCCCCAGGAAGAUGCUGGCUCCUCAGGGGACCCUCUGAGGACUGGCAUUUGAACCACCAAUGAAGUUUCAAGGUCUAGCCUUUGUCUCUUCAUUCCUACUCCCGCAUCACAUCUUCCAGAGGACUGCUUGAUUUAUUUCUAGAAAAAAACAGCAUUGGGUAAGUCAUUGCAGCCUCCCCAAACUUGGACAAUUUCUUUUGGAGCCUGGAGCCCAGUGGUACAGCAGAAAAGAAGCAGCCAAGAGCCAGGGAAGGAGCUGAAGAGUCCCAGGAUGAUGCUCAAUAGCACAGCCCCUUCCCUUUGCCUGGACUCUACUGUAUACAAGAUCACCAUCAGUGUGAUCCUCAUAAUCCUCAUCCUCAUCACUGUCGCCGGUAAUGUGGUUGUCUGCUUAGCUGUAGGCUUGCACCGCCGGCUCCGCAGUCUGACCAACUGCUUCAUUGUGUCCUUGGCAGUCACGGACCUGCUCUUGGGCCUCCUGGUGCUGCCCUUCUCUGCCAUCUACCAGCUGUCCUGCAAAUGGAGCUUCAGCAAAAUCUUCUGCAAUAUCUACACCAGCCUGGACGUGAUGCUGUGCACAGCCUCCAUCCUCAACCUCUUCAUGAUCAGCCUGGACCGCUACUGCGCUGUCACUGACCCACUGCGGUACCCUGUGCUCAUCACCCCAGUCCGGGUCGCCAUCUCUCUAGUCUUCAUCUGGGUCAUUUCCAUCACUUUAUCUUUCCUGUCUAUUCAUCUGGGUUGGAAUAGCAGGAAUGAGACCAGCAAGGACAAUGACACCAUCCUCAAGUGCAAAGUCCAAGUCAAUGAAGUGUAUGGGUUGGUGGACGGACUGGUCACCUUCUACCUACCUCUGCUGAUAAUGUGCAUCACAUACUUCCGUAUCUUCAAGAUUGCUCGGGAGCAGGCCAAGAGGAUCAAUCACAUCAACUCCUGGAAGGCAGCCACCAUCAGGGAGCACAAAGCCACAGUGACACUGGCUGCCGUAAUGGGGGCCUUUAUCAUCUGCUGGUUUCCUUACUUUACGGUUUUUGUUUACCGGGGACUGAAAGGGGAUGAUGCUGUCAAUGAGGUAUUUGAAGCCAUCGUUCUGUGGCUGGGCUAUGCCAACUCAGCCUUGAACCCCAUCCUGUAUGCUGCCCUCAACAGAGACUUCCGUACUGCAUACCAACGGCUCUUCUGCUGCAAGCUUGCCAGACACCACUCCCAUGAGACUUCUCUGAGACUGAACAACUCUCAGCUAAUCAGGAGUCAAAGCCAAGAACCCAGGUGGCAGGAGGAGAAACCCCUGAAUCUCCAGGUGUGGAGUGGGGCAGAAGUCAUGGCUCCACAGGGAGCCACAAACAGGAAACCGUCUCUGUCCUGCACCACGUGCUCCAGCAACAUCCUGAGUUGCUGCAAGAACCUGUGGGGGCUUCAGUUCCUCCAGAGAUACCUGGGAGGGCCCUCAGAUGAACAGGCUGAGGAGCCAUUGUCUGAGAAGACCCAAAGCACACCAGAACAGGAAGCAAUGAGGGCACUGCCCUCUGAGGCUGUUUAGAGUCGCCCAAGGAUGUGAAGAUACUGGUCCUGGUCAUUCAAAUUUGACAUCGGAGCUCCUAAGGACCCAGAACUCGCAGCCACUGAGCAAGAACCCUGGGGUGCUGGGGUCCUCUGGCCCAGGGCCAGUGGCAUGUUCUGUGCUUAGCAUUCCAGACAGGGGCUCAGGACUCCACUAGGCUGAAUUCCAGGGCUGCAAAGUUCACGUUGGUGCUGGCCCUAGGAGUCAUGUGCAGAGAUAGCAGGACUUAUGGAGAUGUGUACACACAUGUGCAUAGAUGUGUACAUGUAGGAACAUGUGUGUUCUCAGAGCAGGGCAGAGGUUGUUGCUUUAAAGCAUCACCCUCUCACUCCCUUGUGGGGUCUGCAGGAUGAAGGAAAACAAAGGGAUAGGAAAACAAAGGAAACUGCCUUCAUAAACACCUACUAUGUGCCAAGUAUUUCACUUGCAUGAGUUCACAUAAUCCUUACAAUGUGUGGUUAAGUUAAGAGCCCCCAUCUUCCCUUUACAGAGGUAGAAACUGAGGCCCAGAGAAGCACUGGGCCUGCUUGAGCCACUCAGCUAGAAAGUAUACUUGGCACAUAAGAGGUACUAGGAAACUAUUUGUUGAUUGAAUAGAUGAGUGGAUGGAUGGAUGGAUGGAUGGAUGGAUGGAUGGAUGGAUGGAUGGAUGGACAGCAAGACCUCACAUCUGUACUUUUGACACUACAAUACACUGUCUCUCCAAAGAGAGGCCAAGAUAUUUCUUUGACUCAACCUACCCACCUGCUAGGAGGCUCAGACUGUCAGGUCUGGGGAUCCUGUCACACUAAAGACUGACCAUCUCUGGUGCUUGUUUUCAACAAAAAGCUGUGUGCAGUGCCCACUGAAGACAAUGUGACUUCUGGAGUCAGGGAGGACAGGUUCAGGCACAGGAUUGCAGAAGCUGUGAAUGGGGGAGUUGACCCAGAAGUCCCUCUACAGGCCACAUGACCUCAGACACAUCAUCUGACCCCUCUGAACAGCUCUCUCCUCCUCUGUUUGAGGGGUAAUUGUCCCUUCCUGUUUAUGGAAUGCUUGAAGAGGCCAAAGGAGAUGAGGAUGGCAAGGGCUCUAGAAAUAAGAGGAUGUCGAUGGACUUUUCUCUCAGUAGCACCUUCUAGGUGACCCCACUCCUACCUAAUACUCUUUUCUUGGCUUCCAAAAGCCCAUCCUGAUUUUCUCCCACCGGGCUUUCCUAGCCUCUUCACAACUCACCAUCCAGUCAAUACAUGUAGCCCUUCCCAGUGCUGACCUCAGCCUUGUCUGCUCGCUUCAGUUUCUCUCCCUCUGUGGCCUUGUCUCCACCCUUGACUCAGCUCUGAGGCAUGUGGUGAUUUCUCACAGAUUUGCAACUACAACACAGGCUCCUAAGAGAAGCUGUAAACUGUCCACUGCCUACACAACACCACCACCUGGACAUUUCAAAGAUGUUUCACCUUUAGUGUGUCCAUAACUGUACUCUUGGCCUUCUCCCUAUACCUGCUCCCUUCCUGGGCUUCCCCUUCUCAGGUAAAAGCCCACCAUGUGCUUCAAAGGUUGAGAGUUGCCUUUGGCAUGUCCCUUUGCCUUGCUCCUCCUGGUCAACCCUCCUGCGUCCUAACAUCUACACGUAUCCACCGUCCACCUGUCCUGUGUUCACUCAAUCCAACUGCCAUGAUCUCCACUGGGGUGACUGAAACAGCUUCUUAUACCCCUUCUUCACAUUAUCCCUUCUUCACAUUCCCACUCUACUCCUUCUUUCCCUCCCUCUACCCGACAGCCAUGGUGUAAAGUGGUAACCUGAUUGUGUCAUGCAUCUCUAUUUUGCCCCACUGGCCCUGCAUGGCUGAAUUCAUGUCCUUGAAGCCUAUUCCUGCAGCAUUCUCCACCCUCGCUCUCUUUACUUCAGCUCUACUUGUCUUUUUAUUUAUUUAUGUCACUCUGCUCUUUCCAGCAACUCAGUCACUCCCAGCACUGUUUCCAUGACUUCACACGCCCUUCUUGUUCUGUGAGCCAAUGGACUCCAUGAGAUCUCAGCCAAAUUGCCAUUUCUGUGUAAAAAGUCUUCAUUGGUCCUAAAUAUUCAAUCAAGCCCCUACCACACAUCCUCAGAGGUUUCCUUGGAAGCUACUGGCAUGGUUGUAAUGCCACUGUCACUUCCAUGAUUCCUUAAAAACAUCUGCACACACACACACACACACACACACACACACACACACUCAUGAGUUUUAUAUUAACCUCUGUCUGUCCAGCCCCUGUAGAGUAUUGGUGACAGUAAGAGCUUAAUGAGUAUCUGUUCAAUGAUCGAACAGAGAAAAUAAAAUGCUCACAGUCUGGUCAAUGCCAACACUUAAGCAGCUUACCUGCCAAUAAACCUGAAGGCAUUAUUUGCCUUCAUGAUCCCCAGAGAUAUUUAAUUUUGCAGCUGAAUUCCUUCUGGAAACUUAAAAACUGCCUCUCUGGAAGUUUUUGUAGGAAUCUGAGGCAGGUAGGUCUCUAAGUGAUGGCCAUGUAGUUGGAAGCGUAAGACCUCCAGGGCCUGAUCACAGACUUUGCUGGUCAGGGCUCCAGCCUACGGUGCUCACAGGCCACUUAGCACUGUAGAGGACUCCUGCAAGUCUGGGUCUGACCUGCACCCUCCCUUCUGGAGGCUUCUGAGAGCCUCUGCUCGCUGCAGAAAUUGUGUACAUGAUGCUGCCCAGAGAAGGAACAUCUGUGGUGGGAGCCUGGGUCAAUGUCCUAUGUUACCAUUGUGUCCCA